AACUUCAAACAUCUAACCUAUCAUCGAGCCAAAAAAACUCAUAUUGCUCAUAGCUUUUCUCGAUUUUUUUUUUUCCAUCAAGACUCUUUAAAGAACAAAAAAAACAAGGGAGAGAAAGCUAUGGAGAGACAGGUUAGUAACCUGGAAACAGGGUUGCUGAGAAAAAACCUAAGCAUAAGAAGGGUCCAUAACGACGACGUUUUCCUGGACGCGGGGCUUUCACGAAGGGCGCCGACACCGAGAGAGGCCAAGAAGCUUCUAAGCGACGACGCUUCUCUCGAGUCGGGGAUUUCACAAAGGGCGCCGACACCGAGAGGACCCAAGAAACUCCUAAACGACGACGUUGAAUGUCGCGUUACCGGUUCCGUUCUUCUCAGCACCUUCGUCACCGUCUCGGGCUCCUUCUGUACCGGUUGUGGGGUCGGUUAUUCAUCGGCUGCUCAAUCAGGCAUCACAAAAGAGUUAUCCCUCUCCGUCGCAGAAUACUCGAUGUUCGGGUCCAUUUUGACUUUUGGAGGAAUGAUUGGUGCGAUAUUCAGCGGAAAAAUCGCCGACGUCUUGGGAAGAAAACGGGCAAUGUUGUUUGCUGAAAUCUUCUGUGGAGCCGGUUGGCUUGCAAUAGCAUUAGCUCAGGAUGCAAUGUGGCUCGAUUGUGGAAGAUUGCUACUUGGAGUUGGCGUUGGUUUAUUUAGCUACGUGAUUCCUAUAUAUAUUGCAGAAAUUUCACCAAAACAUGUUCGAGGGUCAUUCGUGUUUGCCAAUCAGCUGAUGCAAAAUUGUGGGAUCUCGCUUUUUUUCAUUGUCGGAAAUUUCAUUCCUUGGCGAAUAUUAUCAAUAAUCGGUAUGGUCCCGUGUGUUAUUCACGUUUUCGGUUUGUUCUUCAUCCCCGAAUCUCCAAGAUGGCUGGCAAAAUUCGGUCGAGAUAAAGAAUGCAGAAUAGCAUUGCAACGCCUCAGGGGCCACGACGCCGAUAUUUCUUACGAGGCAAACGCAAUUAAGGAUUCGGUUGAAUCAUCGUUACAAGGUGGUGGAUCUCGAAUGACCGACUUGUUUCAAAAACGAUAUGCCUAUCCAAUGCUUAUCGGAGUUGGUUUGAUGCUCUUCCAACAAUUGUCUGGCAGCUCGGGAGUUACCUAUUAUGCUAGUAGCCUAUUCCAAAGGGGAGGUUUUCCAAGCGCUAUUGGCACAACCGUUUUGGCGAUAAUCAUGAUACCAAAAGCAAUGAUGGGAACUAUCUUAGUCGAGAAAAUGGGACGAAGAGCACUCCUUAUGGGCUCUUGUGCUGGAAUGUGUUUGUUUGCCUUGCUCCUAAGCGUUUCCUUCUGCUUUCAGUCACUUGGCGUCCUGGAAGAGCUGACUCCGAUCUUCACGUGCAUAGGCGUAUUGGGACAUAUCGUGACGUUUGCGAUGGGAAUGGGAGGACUACCGUGGAUUAUAAUGUCCGAGAUAUUUCCUAUGAACGUGAAAGUUUCAGCGGGAACCCUAGUGACCUUGACCAACUGGUCCUUUGGUUGGAUCAUUACAUACGCUUUCAACUUCUUGAUGCAAUGGAACGCGGCAGGAACGUUCUUGGUUUUCUCGACCGUCUCCGCUGCUUCGAUCGUGUUUGUUUACAUGUUGGUUCCCGAAACGAAAGGGAAGACCCUCGAAGAAAUACAAGCAUCGUUCUCAAAUUUUCUUCGAUAGUAUCAUAAAUAUAUAUAUAUAUAUAUAUAUAUAUAUAUAUAUAUAUAGAAAUUGAUGUCAUAUUCCAUUUUCAUGUCAUAAAAUCGAUUAUUGUGGUUGUGCGAAUUGUGAUUUUGGGGAAAUAGAUUGAAUAAAAGUUAUUUCGGGUUGAUUAA
Messenger RNA from Tarenaya hassleriana, 1841 nucleotides. RefSeq names its product sugar transporter ERD6. The transcript is spliced from 18 exons. Bases 121 to 1686 code for a protein of 521 amino acids. The record is from RefSeq and is a predicted model, not a curated record. Lineage: Eukaryota; Viridiplantae; Streptophyta; Magnoliopsida; Brassicales; Cleomaceae. Gene Ontology annotation, molecular function: sugar transmembrane transporter activity. Gene Ontology annotation, biological process: transmembrane transport; carbohydrate transport. Gene Ontology annotation, cellular component: membrane.